This is a messenger RNA of Macadamia integrifolia, 1522 nucleotides long. RefSeq names its product transcription initiation factor IIF subunit beta. Gene Ontology annotation, biological process: transcription initiation at RNA polymerase II promoter; transcription by RNA polymerase II. NCBI's taxonomy places the organism in Eukaryota, Viridiplantae, Streptophyta, Magnoliopsida, Proteales, Proteaceae. Bases 300 to 1058 code for a protein of 252 amino acids. Gene Ontology annotation, cellular component: transcription factor TFIIF complex. The record is from RefSeq and is a predicted model, not a curated record. The transcript has 6 exons.
AUAGGGUGAACGCCUGAACGGUGUGGCCCUUCGCCUUCGAUGCGGCGAGGGAGUAUUGAUCGGCCUGGGAGAUUAUCCUUAUCCAACGGUUGUUAGUGAGAUCUGACGGUCUCGUGAUUUUAAAUGUCGAAGCAGAGCGGUUUUUGCUUUUUUAAUUAGUUCAAAUUGUGGUGUACCAGUAGCGCAAGGAAACUACUCUCGGGCGACUGUCUACUGUGGAAUCACAGAUCGAUCGAGAGAGAGAGAGAGAGAGAGAGAGAGAGAGAGAGAAGCGUAGAGAGCAGUGGAUUGGUGGUAAUAUGGAUUCGGAAGAGCAGAAGCAGGUGGAGACAGGGAGAGCAGAGAGAUCGGUGUGGCUGAUGAAGUGCCCGCUGGUGGUGUCGAAGUCAUGGCAGGCGCAUACCUCCGAUCCUCACCCCCUCGCCAAGGUCAUCCUCUCCGUGGAUCCUCUUCAUUCUGAAGAUCCUUCUUCCCUUCAGUUCACGAUGGAAUUGGCCGGCACUGAGUCUGCAAGUAUGCCAAAGAACUAUUCAUUGAAUAUGUUUAAAGACUUUGUCCCAAUGUGCGUUUUUUCUGAGACAAAUCAAGGAAGGGUUGCGGUUGAAGGAAAAGUGGAACAUAAAUUUGACAUGAAGCCCCAUAACGACAAUAUUGAAGAGUAUGGAAAAUUGUGUCGUGAAAGGACAAACAAAUCCAUGAUUAAAACUAGACAAAUACAGGUGAUUGACAAUGACCGUGGAGUACUUAUGAGGCCAAUGCCUGGAAUGAUUGGGUUGCCCAAUUCUAAGGAUAAGAAGAAGGCAACACCUGUGAAAGGAUCAGAAAUGAAAAGAACAAGACGAGAUCGUGGGGAACUAGAAGAUAUUAUGUUCAAGCUCUUUGAGAGGCAACCAAACUGGGCAUUAAAGCAACUGGUCCAAGAGACUGACCAACCUGCGCAAUUCUUGAAAGAGAUAUUGAACGAGUUGUGUGUGUACAAUAAGAGGGGAACAAAUCAAGGAACUUAUGAGCUAAAGCCAGAAUAUAAAAAAUCGGCUGCAGAUGCUGAUGCUGAAUAGAGUAUUUUAUUGGUGAGCUCAACUGAUUAUGCAAGCUAUUCACUACUGUUCAAGGAAGGAGAGCUUCACCUUAGGGUUGACUGUACAUACUCUGAGAUCUAUGAUGUAAUAAUGACCCCAAUUGAAGCGAAAGGAAGAAACUAGAUUUAAAACAGGCCAACAGGGAAUAAGAGGGGCAUACAAAAUGAAUGUUACCAAUAUGGAGCAUAGCCAUCUGAUGCACUGUCUUAGCUGCCCACAUCACCUCAAUGUAUGUUUUUAGUGCAUCAUGGCCAGUGAAGGGUUAGUGAAGCUGAGUCCAGCCCAGUUUAGCAGAUAUCUUGAACCGGUUCAGCUUUGAUCUGAACAAGGAAGAUCUAAUGGACUUGAUUACUAUUUUCAUAGUUGAGUUGCUAGUGUUAUGUAAGAUUAAGGAAAAUUCUUAUUAGUAUUCUAAUAAUAAGUUGCUAUUUUGAUUUUUAUUA